Molecule: messenger RNA, 1255 nt
Organism: Medicago truncatula (barrel medic)
Lineage: Eukaryota; Viridiplantae; Streptophyta; Magnoliopsida; Fabales; Fabaceae
Exons: 3
Coding region: 111-929 (272 amino acids)
Source: RefSeq, a predicted model, not a curated record
UUUAUUAGCAAUUGGACCAAACAAGCCUACUACAACACUUCUCUUACCUUAAUUUAAACUUUCCUAAAAUAUUUAUAGACAUAAUCUCAUUUUAUCCUAAGAAAUUAAAAAUGGGUGAUCACAAGAAAAAAACUAUGGAAGAAAAACCAAAACUAGAGGAACUAUACCAAGGAAUCCCAGAUGAAUCAGUUAACCUAACAUUUCAAGACUUGCCAAAUUGGAAUAGAAACAUUACAAUUUCUGAAGGAAGUGCUAUUAACACCCCCACAAGAAAUAUACCAUCACCUUCUCUUUCACCUAUGUCCAUGUCACCUACUCAUGAUGAAUUCAAAAAAGGCUUCAAGGUAUAUUCUAAUCACAAAUAUAAUCAACAAAAUUUUCGCCAUAGAGGUGUUGGUGUUCAAAGUACUCCUAGCAAGGCAAGUGAGCAUAGUAUGGGAUAUGAUGCCAUGAGUGGUGAGAGCUUGGCUUCAGGAAAAGGUGGUGCUAUUCGACGAAGACGACAAGGAAUUCCUCACUCUAAGAUUUGCACCAUUUGCAAUGACUAUGUUUAUUUUUUCAGGACUAGAUGCUUGGUAUGUGGCAGGGUUUAUUGCAAGCAGUGUGUGGAAAUUGGUAUGGGAGAACUGAGAGAAGGAAGAAAGUGUAUUGAGUGCCUUGGACUAAGAUUCAGCCAAAGGUACAUAGAGAGAGCAGGGUUACUAGGAUGUUUGAGUUGGAGGUAUCCAAGUACAUUAAAGCAAAGUGAACUCAAAUGGGCAGAGAAAGGACCAAGGAGGAAUGGUGACAAAGGCUAUGGUCACCAAUCAAGACCAACAACACCUACAACUCCAAGGAGUCCUCUGUCUAUUGCCAGCAGUAGUGAAGCCACCUAUGCCAUGUCUGCAGCAUAUUCUCCUUUCUCUCCACAUCAUCGCGUCCCUCUUUGAAAACGAGAAAAAUUAAUUUAACGGGAAAUGUUUAGAGUUUAAUUGGUAUACACUGUCACGAUAAAAAAAUUACGCAUACAUCUAGUCAUAUCUCAUCGCAGAUAUUUGUGGAGACAUAAAAUUGAGAUAUAAUUAGAUAUAUGUGUAGAUUUUUUAUUUAUUUUUUUAUGAUUGUUUCUGCAAAUUAUGAGAUAUUAAUGUACCCAAAACUAUUGUUUCUUUCAAAAUAUUCUUUCAACUGUUUGUUUUUUUAUUUGAUCUUAUGUUUCUUUAUUCAAUUUGUUGAUUUAACUUGUAUUAAGAGUUCUAUCAUUUCUUUCUUUAUA